Synchiropus splendidus (mandarinfish) is the source of this 2711-nucleotide messenger RNA. RefSeq names its product artemin. NCBI's taxonomy places the organism in Eukaryota, Metazoa, Chordata, Actinopteri, Syngnathiformes, Callionymidae. The transcript has 5 exons. Gene Ontology annotation, molecular function: receptor tyrosine kinase binding; glial cell-derived neurotrophic factor receptor binding; growth factor activity. The coding region runs from base 544 to 1431 and encodes 295 amino acids. The record is from RefSeq and is a predicted model, not a curated record.
GUGUGUGACAGGCGGAGAGGUGCGCGUUCUUUUUACGCAUCGCUUCCAGCCCUCCGGGGUCUUGUAGACGCGCAGAGGUGCGCAGCGGCUGGGAAACUCUCUGAUGACUGGAUACGACAACUUUCUGACGGAUUUCCCCCCAGAGGAAGCAGCGGGAGAGGAUGCGUAACAGCUUUACGCACGGACAUUUCAUCCAGAAAGCCAUCGUUCGAGCGCAGACCUUCAAACAUCGGAAGCUCGGCGGACUUUAAAAACAACUUCAGCCCUCGUAUUCCCGCGGUCUUGUUUACGCAUCGAAAUCAUCGAGCUGUUUGGAGACAAGACCGAACAGGUUGCUGGAGCUCUCUGACGAGCAGCAGGCGCAGCGGCGAAAGUGGUUUUGGCCGCGUAAAGUUGGAGAGAAGGAGGAGGAGGAGGUGGAGAAGGAGGUGUCCUCUGUCCCUGAAGCUGCGCCGCUUCACAUGUAUUCUUCAUGCUGUCUUCAGCCGCCGAAGGGACAGGCUGCCGUGGACUGUUACGCGCCGUGACACGCUCAAGAAAGACAUGAUACAUCGCGGUGGAUGGAUCAGAACCAGGAGCUGCGCCCCGCUCGCUGCUGGAGCUCCGCGCUGCGCGGGACAGGAGGCGCGCGGGACGCACGGUGGGAGCCGAUGCAGGGCUGCCAGGAAGAGUCGGCAGGAGGGGACUUCUGUUAUGUCAGCAAAAGUCAAGGUGGUGCUGUGGGUUCUUCUGUCGCUGCUACCUGUGAUGGAGGGUGCGCACAUGAGCGCAGGGUUUGGGUCUGAGUCCGGCCGCGUUGUGGAUCUGCUGGGUGGUCAGGAGGAAAGAGAACUUCCUGUGAGGCUGCCGGAGCUGAUGGAGGAGGAGGAGGAGGAGGAAGAGGAGCAGGAAGAAGACAGUGAUCCGUACUCACCCUGGCACACGCUAUACGAGCCCUUUGUAAUGGAGGAGGUGGAUGACCACCCCAGUAGUCGCUGGGUAGGACGCUCCCCACGCUCCUCUGACCCCUCAGAACCUCCAACCAAGGUCUCCCCGAAGAAAAAGAAGAAGAGGAAGAAGAAAGAGAAAGAAGAAGAGACGAAGCGCAGCGGCAAAAGGGGCAAAGGUAAAGGGCUGAAGCAGAGCAGCAGGGACUGCCGCGUGGAGAAGAAGGAGAUGAAGGUCAGAGACUUGGGUCUGGGCUACGACUCGGACGAGAUCGUCCUCUUUAAGUUCUGUGUGGGCUCCUGCCAGUCUUCUAGAAAAAACUAUGACUUGGUUCUGGAGACCAUGAUGGAGAACGGGUCGCUUCCCAGGCGUACGGCCCGCAGAGUCAGCAACCACCCGUGCUGUCGGCCCGACAGCUUUGAGCCCGUCACGUUCAUGGACGCUCAGACCAAGUGGCAGACCAUCGAAGAGGUGUCCGCGGCCAGCUGCAUGUGCACGGGCUGAGGAGGGCGAGCUGAAGCAGAGGGGUUGUGAAGCUGCUCUGGGCACUGGAGGCCACUUUAAGACAUUAAGACAUAAGACAUGACACGUUGUUGAAAGUCAUUCAUAGACUACUUUAAAAAAAGAAGUCACUGUCCAUGUUGAUGGCAAGUGACUGCCCUAUAAAUUGUAAAAUAAGUUAGGAUGAAAUGCUAAAACUGACAGAUACUGAGCCACAGUUGCAGCUCUGAACUUUGACCAAAGCUUGGUCAAAACAUUUGUAAACAAUUAUAUGGAGCGCGUUUUUGUGUGGAGUUAAGCCUUUAAUUGAGGUCAAAGGUUUAAAUGUGAGGUCAUCAGGUGUGGAUUUAUCAUGGCUUCCUAACAGAGUCAAUUGUUUCAACAAGCGGAUGUGAAUUAGCGGCGCAGCUAAAGGGACUGCGCUUUUAUUUUGAAACUGAAGAAAAGCUGUCCACCGAUACACUCACCUUGAAGCCGUCCCAGAAGUUCAAUUUUACUUUUAGUUUUAGAUCAAAUAGACAGCAAUGAGUCCCUCUGGCUGCGUUUACAAGUAAAGACAGUGUUUUCAUGAGCUGCUUGUCGAAUAUCCAUCCAUUCAUAAUCCUGUUUACACCGUAAAACCAUAAAAUUACCACUUCCUGUUCAUGUGAACGCAGCCAUCGCCUCAGUGUUGGAGUCAAACGGAUGCCGUGCAUCUUCUUGUAUUACUGUAUAUGUAAAGUGGACUAUAUUUAUUUCAGAUAAAUUAUUUAUUUAUUAUGGCUCCAUAUGGGAGCCGGUUUAUGAACUCGAUAGCAAAACAAAUCUCUAUUUAUUUCCAUGUUCCCACUUCAUGUUACACCUGUUAAUGUUUCUCAGCUGCCUCAGAACCCGGACUGAACCACUGAUGUCUAGUGGAAUGACUUUCUUCUUCAAGUUUCCAUCCUCAGAUUUAUAAAAAAUAUAUAUAUAUAUGUUACUGUCUGUUUUAUAGAAUGAUACUGUAUGAAGUGCAAACAACAUGAACAACAGAACCUCAACACGUUUCAUCCUCCCAGUCAACGAGUAAUCGAGUACCACGCGACCAGUAUGUCUUAUUAUAAAUGUUAUUAUUACAAAUGUCCUUUAUUUUUCUAUGCCAUUAUCCUUGAAGGGAAUAAAGUUCUUUUUAAUAUAAAUCCCGUCGUUUGCCUUCGUUCUGCAUGCACUUUUAUAGGUAUGCACUGCCCCCUGCUGGUUGAGUUUCAAACGGUACUUUAUUUCACAUCACAGUUGUUACAUGUGUCCAUCACCAAACAUGAAAU